AUUUUUUCCGAAGCGGCUCCGAGGGAAGUUCGCUCGAUCGCUUCGUUCUCGCUUCCAUCUGCUGCUUUUUCGGCACCGAUCUCCGCACAUCUCGGUCGAAAUGAACACCUAGGACUGUCCUUUACCGAUAUCUAAGAUUAUUUUGCGGGUGUGUUGGUGCGAUUUGUAUAAAAACAGCAUUGAAGUAGAGGAGGGAGGUACAAAAAAAGGGCAGACCUGUGAAGAUGAGAAAGGGGAUCUGCUCGAUCUCGGACACGGCGAUUAUCAACACAGCCUCGCGUGUCGAACCGAAUAUGGGCUUGAUUUCGGGCUCGGUAGUUUAUCCCGGUACACACAUGAUCCACAUGAUCACACCGCCGUCACAGCCUUCUAAUCACGUCCGGGUGUCUUCAUCAGGCAGCUUGUACACGACGACUCCUCUCCAAGGAGCUGCAAAGACCACCGGUUCGAGACCUGCUUUGGGACGACCUCCGGCUAAAAGGCGUCUGGAGUUGGACAUCGCGGAUCACCAGUACAGCGAACCAGCCCGGACACCGAGGGGUCGCAGAGCGGCGCUCCGAAUGAAGAGCCCUAAAGCUCCUAAAACCCCGCCUGAGAAGUCCCGCUAUGACACGUCCCUCGGCCUCCUGACCAAGAAGUUCUGCCAGCUGCUGGCCCAGUCCUCGGACGGCGUGUUGGAUCUGAACCAGGCCGCCGACGCGCUCAACGUCCAGAAGAGACGCCUGUACGACAUCACCAACGUGCUGGAGGGCGUCCGCCUCAUCAAGAAGAAGUCGAAGAACAACAUCCAGUGGCUGGGCUCGACUCUACCCUCGGAAUCGGGGCCGCCGUGUCCGCUCGGCCCCCUGCAGGCCCUGAGCAGGGAGAUGAUGGCCCUGCGGGACGAGGAGAGACGACUGGACGAGCUCAUUCAAGCCUGCACCAGCAACGUGCAGCAGAUGACCGAGGAGAUGCACAACCAGAAGUAUGCCUACGUCACCUACCAGGACAUCCGCCGAAUCAAAAGCUUGCAGGAUCAGACUGUGAUUGCUGUGAAAGCGCCGUCAGAAACCAAACUGGAGGUUCCCGAUCCAAAGGAGAGUUUACAGGUUCAUCUGAGCAGCUCUAAAGGCCCCAUCGACGUGUUCCUCUGCACGGACACCACCGAGUCCAGCAGUCCUCUUCGUAAUGGCGUGGACGUCAACGGGAACGACACCACCUUCCUCCGGAUGUCCAGAGAAGACACCAAAGACACGGAAACAACCAAUUCUACCCAGUCAAACAGCGGCGUGACGCAGACCAACACGGCGCCCUUGUCCCCCUUCAGCUCGUCCCUGUCCUCCAUCCUGGGGCCGUUCGUGACUCUCUCGCCCGCGCUCCUGGGAGACGAGUACCCGCUGGGCAUGGAUGAGGAGCAGGGCAUUAGCGACCUGUUCGACUCCUGCGACCUGGACAUGCUGCCUCUGGACGAGCUGCUCAUGGUUUGAGCCUGAAGGUGAACAGGAGAUGGUUUACGUGUCACUUUUAUUUUUUAUUUUUUUUUUAUUAGAGGGGUGCGAUGAGAUGCUCUGGUCGAAGCUGGAUCAGUUGGACUUUUGGAUCGCCAGUCCCCCCUUGCUGGUAGUUUUGAUACCUUUUUUUUUUUUUUUUUUUUUUCUGUAAAUUCGGUGGGGACGUUUGUCCCUUUAAGCGUGAUGUGUGCCUAGUGUGUAGUGGAUGUUGAAAGCUUCUUGGACUUGGAUGUCUGCAGUUGAGCCACAAAAGAGAGAGAGAAAGAAAAAAGAAGAAAAAAAAGCUGAAACCUGGUAACCAGGUAGUUUUUAAUUUUGUCUCGCAAACUUGGUUUGCUUCAGAAGAUUCGUCUGGCGUUUACAGACAAAUACAAACAAAUCCCAUAGAACUAUACGAGAUCAAAACUGCACUGGGGAGGGGAGGGGAAUCUCUUAUUUCAGGGCUUGAUUUGUAUCAAGGUAAAAAUAUGCAGCUAAUUCUUGCUGCCUUACGUCUUAAACCUAAUAUCGCGUUAAACAGGAUGCCACACUAGCGAGCAACGUACGCGUGUUUUUUUUUUUUUUUUUUUUUCUACAAUUUUAAGAAAUUCCCAUGAUCAGUUUGGUAACUCUAGCUUUUUCCUUUUCAUUGUUUAACAUAACAAUAAACAUAAUAUGACAUUUCAUUAACUGAUUACAGCUUGGAAGAAAGCAGCUGCGAUCGUUGCAUGUUCACGUUGCUAAUACCUGUUUCUUUAAUCAGCGGACAAAGCUAGUGCACUUAAACGUGUACAAUAAACCACAGAGUGAAGCUUAUUGAAUUAUUUCAGGUCAUAAAGGAACGAAUUACAUGCAAAGUUUCCUGAUACCCUUAUCUCACCUACACGGUUUCGCGCGGUGGCCGUAUGACGGUUCAUUAUGAUCCACCGCGGGUUUUUGGCCCUCUGAGUACGUUUCCAUCUUUCAGUGCGAAAAAUUUAACGUUUAAUUUUUUGGCGGUCCUCGCGGAAGCUUGCAGAACUUCACGGAACGUCGGCAGGCAGUCGCGGCGCCUAAGACCGCAUCUCACCGUGAGUCAAACCGCAUAGGUGAGAUAGGGGUAUGCGCUUUGCUGAUUUCAACCCAUUAUUAAUAUUCCUUAUUCUGGACAUGAAUCGUGCCUCCAUUUCGGAAGAGUCUAAUCUUCCUGCAUCAUCAUGGACAAACGUCUUCCAGUCCUUCCGCGUGGAGGGAUCGCCACGCAGACGUGCAGAUCACGUGUACUACCACAGCACUGGUUCUCUCAGGGCAGUCUCCUAUGAAUCCUAUCAGGACUGAGCGGAUCGUCUUUAAAUAGGCGAUGAUGUCAUCUCAGAAGGUUAUGCUCUUACUCAGCUAUAGUGUAGACUCUGUACCGAAAAGUCCACGGCAUGAUGGAUUCACCAUAGAAAUAUUGACCUCGGGCUUCGAGAUAAAGGGCACUGAAGGGUGGACAAGCUUCAAGCAGGGACUUUAGCACAUCAGGUGUCUUUUAAUACGUACAGUGUAGAUGACUUUCUUUUCUUUAUCGAUACCAUUUCAAACCAACAAGCGAUGAAAGCGUACAUAUAUCAUCUCGUCCGCUUCUAAUGUGGAAGCUCCAGCUUAAAAAAAAAGCUGCGUUUUCGUUGCUCGUAAUCGUAACUUACUAGGAUGAAAAGAUUUGUAGCUACUGAAAAAUAACAUGUUACGGUUAACUAGCUAGUUAAGCGCAUUAAUGCGUACUUAAGGAAAUAAACGUAUGAAGGGAUGAUGAGCUGUGCAAUUUACAUCGAUUAGUUGAUUUAGUAGCGAUUAAUUGCGAGUUGAUCGAUUGAGUCUAAACUAUUUAGGUCAACUUUUUAAAUGUGUAAAAUCAAAAAUUCUUGAAUUCAUAAGCUUUAAAAAAAAAUGCUAGAGAUUCUGCAGAAAAUCUUUCAUUUUUUGCAACAGUAUCGUGUCAUGAUGCAAUGCCGCCCCCUACUGGACUGGAGGAACAAAACAAAACAAAAAAAAACAUGUUAAACAGCAUUUCAGUGGAUCUUAAAUACUUUUUAACUUUAAAACCUGUAAGAAAUAUAGCAGUUAAGACGAAUCAGAUGUUAGUAAGCAUUAGCGUUUUUAAAUCGAAUUAGACGAUUGUUUAAAAAUUGAACUAAUCAUUUCAAUGGUAGCUUCAAACAACUGCUCUGGUAGAUAUUAUUAUUCGAUCCCGAUCGAGUUCCUGAUGUAGCAUGUUUGCGCCCUCGAUAAAAAAAAGUUAAUUAAUUCGCUCAGUAUUUAUGCACCUGUUGUAAAUCGGCUUUGAGCGUACACACACUUAGGGAAAAUGUUUUAGAGGAAAAAGUUAAUAUGACUUAAUGUUUAUUUUGUCUUUUUCUAACGAUGAAUACAUACGAAAUCCUGUGACUUGUCCACUUCAGAUUAUUAUUAAUAAUAAUAAUAAUAAUAAUAAUAAUAUUAUUUAGUUGUAAGGAGAUAAUUUCCUCUUGUUCUCUAUCGUAAGCUGUACCUACUGCAUAGUACGAACAAUUCAUGUCGAAGCCUUGAGAAAACAAAUCCGGUCACUUUAUUUCCGGCCGCUGGUAUAAACCCAUUCACCUGUACUCCAGUUUACUGUUCUGUUCUUAUUCGUUUCUGUUUAUUGUCCUUUGGAGAUCUCGAAUAGACGCCUGCGCGUGACACGAUAACGCUGAGCUUCGAAUAUUACUUUGCGAUCCAGCUAAUUUCCUAACAGGGUUAGAAAAAGCUCGCAUGAAGCUCAUAAUGAGCGAAAUUAGGGGCGGGGUUUACUUUCAGUUACUUUCAGUUUUUAGGUCCAUUUGAGUUCAGUUUUAAUGAUACAUGAGUUCUGGUUCUGCAAUGUACAGAAAGUUCCUUUAGGGAUGUCCAGAUUAAAUUGGGGUUGAGGCUCUGAUUUACACCUCAACCGCUGAAAGUGUCGCCUUUUAACGUUUUUUUUUUUUUGUCUUUACAGUUUUUGCCCUUCUCAUUAAUUUAUUUAAGCCUAAAUUUCUGAUUUUCAUUUUUAGUGUCAAAUUUACCCAUCACCAAAAUCUAUCAUUUUAGAUGAUGACCAAAGUGACGUUCCCGUCUCAGAACCCGCGCGUCCAGAUUUUUGUGCCAGUUUCAUUACUGAUGAUUAAACAUGAAGGAAACCUUUGACACCUAUCACAAUGAUCUCGUUUUAACCUACAUACAUACACGCGUGUUUGUGUGUGUGGAUCACAUGUCGCUACAUCCACCUUCAUGACAAGAAGGGAAAAAUCUUCUGUACGUCCUGCAUAUGAUUGCACUGGCAGCUGAUUUUCCUGCACUUUACUAUCCAAAAUAUGAUGUAAAAUAAUAAUAAUAAUUAAUUAACUAAAUAAAUAAAUAAAUAAAGACUGUGGAAGUGUUUCUGUAAACCUGGAAAUGACUACAAAUGGCUAAAAUGUGUCUUUUUAUUCUUGUUUUGAGUCUGGAGUGUUUUAAAUAAAUUCAAUUGCAAAAUGCAGAUGAUUCAGGGUCCGAUUUAAAUUCUCUCCAGUACCACAACUGCUUUAAAUUUUUUAAAUUUAAAUUUUUUUUUCUCCCAAAUGCAGUUUUAUACUUGUGGCAUGGCUGUGUGUGAGUGUGUGUGUGUGCAUUGUUGCAAACUGUUUUUAAUAAAGUUUUGAAUGCAAA
Molecule: messenger RNA, 5132 nt
Organism: Clarias gariepinus (North African catfish)
Lineage: Eukaryota; Metazoa; Chordata; Actinopteri; Siluriformes; Clariidae
Gene: e2f3
Product: E2F transcription factor 3
Exons: 7
Coding region: 225-1466 (413 amino acids)
Biological process (GO): regulation of transcription by RNA polymerase II
Cellular component (GO): RNA polymerase II transcription regulator complex
Molecular function (GO): protein dimerization activity; RNA polymerase II cis-regulatory region sequence-specific DNA binding; DNA-binding transcription factor activity, RNA polymerase II-specific
Source: RefSeq, a predicted model, not a curated record